Molecule: messenger RNA, 1630 nt
Organism: Porites lobata
Lineage: Eukaryota; Metazoa; Cnidaria; Anthozoa; Scleractinia; Poritidae
Source: the annotation of a GenBank genome assembly
AUGUGGUGUCUCGCAAGAAACCUUCCUUUGCUGAUUGGUGGACUCAUUCCUGAUGAUGAUGACCACUGGAGUCUUUUCUGUAAUUUCCUAGAGAUUGUCCGAAUUAUCUUCGCCCCCACAGUUAGUCGGAACCAGAUCGCUUACUUACAAGUUCUUAUACAAAAUCACCAUGAAACUUUUAAAGAAUUGUAUCCAGAUUGCCCCAUAACGCCCAAGAUGCACUACAUGAUACACAUGCCAAGAACAAUGUUAAGGUAAAUUUAAUAAUUUGUAUGAUUUGGAAAGAAUUGUACUAACCUUCUUCUUUCAAACUUUCCCUUUUGCAUUUAAGUGCUCUUUGAGUGAGUAAAUAAAUAACUUUAAUAUGAGAGUUUAAUGGACUGCAAGAAUGUCCUUUCUUCCUCAAAAUUCCUUUUUCAAGAUGCAAAUUAGCAGUUGUGUGGCAUCAGAGCCUCAAAUGCAAGAGAAGACAAUUUUCCUAAAAUUUUGACAGAUCUUUUUAUCUUCUUUCAGCAUGGGACCUCUUGUACGAAGCUGGUGUAUGCGGUUUGAAGCCAAGCAUCAUGAAUUUAAGCGUCUCGCUGCACAUCUGGGAAAUUACACAAACUUACCCUACUCUUUAGCAAAACGUCAUCAAGAAGGCUUUUGCUACAGACUGCAAACCACAGAGGGUAGCCUCUCUUCAUUUAUCGUCAAAGGCAUUGAAACUGGACCAGGUAACAAGAAUGUAUAUCUUGUUUAGUGACUUAAAAUUUUGUAUUGAAUCCCCUCACUUUCUGUUCAAGAAGGGCCCCAACGUAGAAUUUAACCACUUUUAGUUGGAAGCAAACAGGGGUCAAACCAUUGCAUGAUUUUGUUAAGAGAUGACAACAAUAUUUUAGCAAACUUAUUUAACCAUAUGCCUCGGAUAUAGGUGCUGAACUUCACAAGAGCCAACUGAAUAAAGCUCAAGAAUCUGUUCUAAUGAGACAGUGCAAUAUUUUAUGUAAAAUGUUACAUGGAUUUAGCUUGAUCUUAUAUCAAUUGUUUGUUAUGUAAUUUAACAUUUUAGGCCAUCACUGCCAUGCAGGAGAUGUAGACUACCAAGGCAUCCUUAUGAGAGAUGAUCCAGCAGUUACAAAUGACACACCAUUAACAGAGUAAGUGACAAAUACACACUGUUACAAUAUAGUACCUAUUUACUAAGGAAAGAGCAUUAGCCGUUUCAUCAUUCCAACAAAGCUUUUUAUAAUCAAUUCCCCAAAUUGUUUGUUUUAUGUGACUGUUGUUUUUGUUUUUAUUUUUCAGGUUUAAAAGGGUUUCUGUUCUUGGGACAAACUAUAAGGUUGGCUGCACAUUACAAAUUGUCACGGAUCAAUAUGACAAUCCAGUUUUUGGACAAGUGAUGAAAAUUUUCUUGUUAAAUAAGAACAUUAAUGACAUAUUUUUUGUUGUUUCUAAGCUGAACACAAUUGGUUUCAGCAUGCACUACCAAAGUUUUGAGGUGCAAGUUACACAUCCUAGACAGAAGCUUAUUAUUCAUCACAAAAACCUCUCUUCUUUCCUACCUCUAAAUCAGGUGAAACCUUUCGGUGUAUUGACAAGGAAUAAAUAUGUUGUACAACGCUUUGACAUAGGAACAAACAACUAA